UACCAAGACUUCGUUCGUGUGUAUAGUUGGAGUCGAAUGUCUCCACUAGUUCUGAUUGCUCCGGAGGAAGGGCAGAGCAACACCUCAACAAUAACUUCCUCGGAUCGUAUCUCCCAAAAUGUGACUGGAUUAAAGGAACGUAAUUACCUAGGGUUAUCAGAUUGUUCAUCAGUGGACAGCUCUACUGUUCCAAGCGACUCAGAUGAGAAAAAGGACAAUCUGAAUUUCAAGGCUACAGAAUUAAGGUUGGGUCUUCCAGGAUCCCAAUCGCCUGAAAGGGAUGACAGCUCAACAAAACUCAAUGAGAAGCCGCUGUUUCCUCUGCUUCCUGCUAAAGAUGGAAUCUGCUCGUUGUCCCAGAAAACUGUGAUUACAGGCAACAAAAGGGGAUUCUCUGACACCAUGAAUGGGUUACCUGAGGGAAAGUUUCCGGGGAAUUCGGGUGUAAAUGUGCUGCUGUCUCCUAGAUCUGCUAGAGCUCAACCAACCACAACAAAAGAAAUGCCGACUAAGGUGUUGCAAGAACGACCCUGUGCAACUAACGGAACAGGCCAUAAAAAAACGGAUGCUUCUGUUGGUGGCAGUGCUCCUGCCUCUAAGGCACAGGUUGUUGGUUGGCCUCCAAUAAGAUCAUUUAGGAAGAACUCAUUGGCUGUCACUUCGAAGAACAAUGAUGAAGUAGAUGGAAAACCAUGUCCUGCUGCUCUCUUUGUGAAGGUGAGCAUGGAUGGAGCUCCCUAUCUAAGGAAGGUUGAUCUUAGGAGUUACAAUACAUACCAGGAUCUGUCUUCUGCCCUUGAGAAGAUGUUCAGCUGUUUCACUCUAGGUCAAUGUGGUUCCCAUGGAGCUCCAGGAAGAGAGAUGUUGAGUGAGAGCAAGCUGAGGGACCUCCUGCAUGGUUCAGAAUAUGUACUCACUUAUGAAGAUAAAGAUGGUGAUUGGAUGCUUGUUGGGGAUGUACCAUGGGAGAUGUUUAUUGAGACUUGCAAGAGGCUGAAAAUCAUGAAAGGUUCUGAUGCGAUUGGCUUAGCACCCAGGGCUAUGGAGAAAUCCAGGAGCAGGAGCUAGAAUGACAUCGGGGACUAUUGACUCCUCUGUCUGCAAAAACUCAAUGUGAAGUACGCUGUAAAUUACUGAAUCUCCGACCUUAGACGGAGGGUCAACAAUACAAACCUUACCUUAUCUCUGGUUAUAACAUAUACACUAAAAGGUUGUGUUGGAUGUUGAUUUGUUAUUAUUUGAAAUAUAUUAUUCUAUCUUAAAAGUCAGCAAUUGUGAAGUCUAUAUUAUGUCGUGAUGGGAGCUUUUUUGUUUAAAUGGGUUGAAUACUUGUUACCAUCAAAUCAAAGACCACCAAUAUUAUAUCCGUGUGUGAUUUGACA
Neltuma alba is the source of this 1382-nucleotide messenger RNA. RefSeq names its product auxin-responsive protein IAA9-like. Gene Ontology annotation, cellular component: nucleus. The record is from RefSeq and is a predicted model, not a curated record. NCBI's taxonomy places the organism in Eukaryota, Viridiplantae, Streptophyta, Magnoliopsida, Fabales, Fabaceae. Gene Ontology annotation, biological process: regulation of DNA-templated transcription. The transcript is spliced from 7 exons. The coding region runs from base 37 to 1068 and encodes 343 amino acids.